AUGCUGGGGUCGGUUGCCGCGGGCUCGGCAGCAGCAAACACGCUUACAAACUACCAUGACAGGGACAUCGACGCUGUUAUGGAGCGCACAAAGAAGCGUCCCAUUCCCUCUGGCAGGAUUACCCCGGAGAACGCACGCAACUUUGGUAUCGUUCUGGCAGGAAUCUCCCUUGUACUGGCAGCGGCCAUCGCCCUUGAGACAACGCCGGAGCAGGGAGCCUGGGCUGCCAUAUUCAUUGCCUUUGGACUUGGAAAUAACGUGCUGGUGUACUCGUACGCGCUAAAGCGGAACAGCUGGUCAAACAUCAUCUUGGGCGGACUGUGCGGGGCUCUCCGCCGAUGA
Geodia barretti is the source of this 342-nucleotide messenger RNA. The record is from the annotation of a GenBank genome assembly. NCBI's taxonomy places the organism in Eukaryota, Metazoa, Porifera, Demospongiae, Tetractinellida, Geodiidae.